Messenger RNA from Clunio marinus, 183 nucleotides. NCBI's taxonomy places the organism in Eukaryota, Metazoa, Arthropoda, Insecta, Diptera, Chironomidae. The record is from the annotation of a GenBank genome assembly.
AUGAAAAUCUUAAAGUAUGGCAAAUUGAAAACGAUUGAAUGCAUUGUUACAAUAAUUACUGGACUUGAUUUCUUCUGUUUAACAUUUUAUGGACAUUCCAUCAACAAGCGACGUGACAAGAAUCAAUUCAAUGCGAUUUUAAAAGCUACAUGCGAGAAAACAUUUAAAAUUCCAAACUACUAG